UUGCAAUUUGUCAUUUUCUUAAUAAUUUGUGAUGUGUUUGUGAUUGUUUGUAUGAUAUUCUUGUGGUUUAUUAGUUUAAAUUAGGAUUAUUAUUAUUUAAAAAUAAUACCUUUCAUAGUGAUAAUCAUAGAAAACAUCGACUCGUUUUUCCUAAUAUGUCUGAGACUAGUGACUUAGACAGACAAAUAGAACAACUUAAGAGAUGUGAGAUUAUUAAAGAAUCGGAAGUAAAAGCACUAUGUGCGAAAGCUAGAGAGAUCCUUGUCGAAGAAAGCAAUGUUCAGCGGGUUGAUUCUCCCGUUACGGUGUGUGGUGAUAUACAUGGUCAGUUUUAUGACCUGAAGGAGCUGUUUAAAGUAGGAGGCGAUGUUCCAGAAACUAAUUACUUGUUUAUGGGUGAUUUUGUAGACAGAGGAUUCUAUUCUGUGGAAACAUUUUUAUUACUUCUUGCUUUAAAGGUUCGGUAUCCAGACCGUAUCACUUUAAUCAGAGGUAACCAUGAGUCGAGGCAGAUAACUCAAGUGUAUGGUUUCUAUGACGAAUGUUUAAGGAAAUAUGGAUCUGUUACAGUAUGGAGGUACUGCACAGAGAUAUUUGAUUAUUUAUCAUUGUCAGCUAUUAUUGAUGGCCGAAUAUUUUGUGUACAUGGUGGACUGAGUCCUUCCAUACAAACACUGGACCAGAUUCGCACAAUAGACCGAAAACAGGAGGUACCACAUGAUGGGCCAAUGUGUGAUUUACUUUGGAGUGACCCUGAAGAUACACAGGGCUGGGGUGUGUCGCCACGUGGUGCGGGAUACUUGUUUGGAUCCGAUGUAGUAGCUCAGUUUAAUGUUUCAAAUGACAUUGACAUGAUUUGCAGAGCGCAUCAACUUGUUAUGGAAGGCUACAAAUGGCAUUUUAAUGAGACUGUGUUGACUGUCUGGUCUGCUCCUAAUUACUGCUACAGAUGUGGGAAUGUAGCAGCUAUUUUAGAAUUAAAUGAAAACCUCCAACGAGAAUUCACAAUAUUCGAAGCGGCUCCGCAAGAGUCAAGAGGGGUACCUUCCAAGAAGCCACAAGCUGAUUACUUUUUAUAAUAUUUAAGCCUUAGAGACAAUUAAAAAGAAAUGUAGUGA
Messenger RNA from Aricia agestis (brown argus), 1118 nucleotides. It is a transcript of the gene Pp4-19C, whose product is annotated as serine/threonine-protein phosphatase 4 catalytic subunit. Gene Ontology annotation, cellular component: nucleus; cytoplasm. Gene Ontology annotation, biological process: double-strand break repair via homologous recombination; peptidyl-serine dephosphorylation. The record is from RefSeq and is a predicted model, not a curated record. NCBI's taxonomy places the organism in Eukaryota, Metazoa, Arthropoda, Insecta, Lepidoptera, Lycaenidae. Bases 156 to 1079 code for a protein of 307 amino acids. Gene Ontology annotation, molecular function: protein serine/threonine phosphatase activity. The transcript is spliced from 7 exons.